UCCAAGGGCUCCGUCACACUUCCUUCCGCACCUCCUUUUGACCCACCUGUGAAUGAUCCAGCCUUCCUGAACUCGACGUCCGAUGGCUACCUCAUGGGGGGCGCCAUACGCGCUGCUGUGCGUUUCGUUUCUAAAAAGACGCAGGACGGCUUCGUUACGGGACAAGCAAACGGCUUCGCGAAUGUGGACCUGGACGAGGAUAAGGAUGUUGAUGCGUAG
This is a messenger RNA of Dichomitus squalens LYAD-421 SS1, 219 nucleotides long. RefSeq lists its product as uncharacterized. The transcript has a single exon. The record is from RefSeq and is a predicted model, not a curated record. NCBI's taxonomy places the organism in Eukaryota, Fungi, Basidiomycota, Agaricomycetes, Polyporales, Polyporaceae. The annotation marks the transcript as partial.